UUAAUAGAGCCCGUGAGAGCUUCUCUUGAGUCUUGUGGGUCGGAGUGACGUGAUUAGAAGAAGCUGUCAGUCAGUCCAGCGACCAGCGUGAAACGGGAGGCAGAAAGGGAGGCAAAAAAGACGGGAGCCUGUACCUAAGUGGACGUCAUGGCCCAAACUGACCCAAACUCCAGUCAACCCAGUACAGGGACCCCUAGAGACGUCACCGGUGUCUACUCUGAUGAACUGGGCUUCUUCACAAUGGACAUGAACGUCCCUGGAUUGUCCAAGGUUAUUCUCCAAAAACUCAACAUGAAAGACUAUGAGGACUACAGGGCUGCAUUGGAAGGGAAGAAGGGAGCAGCAGGUUUUGGGAUCCAUUCAUAUCACGAGAUGUUUCACAAAAUGGAAGACACCUACAAGUUCUGUGUGGAGUGCAGGAGGUUGCCUAGCAACCUGCCAGAUCCAAGAGCUCUGAGGAGGUGCAAGAGGUGCCAGAACGUGUACUACUGCUGCAAAGAGUGUCAGAGAGCCAACUGGCCGACUCAUAAGAAGUUCUGCAAGAAGCUCAAACUGGUGGCCAUCGACAGGCUUGUGGAGUGGCUUGUUUUCACAGGUGACCUCCCUUUCCCAACGGACGUGUGGACCAAGCCAGCUUCCCAAGUAUCAGGCUGGGAUGACUGGUUCUCCAUGCAGGGUGAUUUGGACAACAGGCUGGACGCGGUACUGACCAGCCGCUACAUGGGCAUCCUGUGGUCAAACGCAGGGAAGCCCCGGCCAGAGGAGCCUGAGCUGAGAGAGUCAGUCAAGCGAGUGUCCAGUGAGUUCCUCUCCCGGCCACUGACAAUCGGCAUGGGUCUGCUCAACUUUGGGCUGGACCCUUGCGCCCGGCCCCUCACUGUCCAUGUGGUGGGGGCCUCCCACAACGAGACCCUCAACGCCAGGGUCUCAGACCUGGACGAGCUUGUCCGGAUGUUCCCUGGGAUCCAGGCGCUGCAGGUAGUGAUGGUCGGGCCUGAGGUGGUGGAUGGCUCCAUCAUGAGGCCCCCACUGAGCGGCUACGGGCCCCGUGGACAGGUCUACAUCAGUGCCAACAAGGGGUUCUACCAUGACUUCUGGGAGACCCUGGUGGAGUCUCAGGAGGCAGCACGGCCCGAUCUGGUGGUGGGCUUUCAUCCAGGGUUCCACGUUUCCCCAGGCCUGACUGAGGGAUGGCUGCCUACCUUGCUUCUACUUAGAGACUACAAAAUCCCCUCACUCUUCACUGUGUACAACGAGCAGGAGCUGAAGUGUUCCCUGAAGAUCCUAGUGGAUCUGGAGUGCCGGAUCACUGCACAUGGAGUUAACCCUUUCUCCUCCCUGAAGCCAGAGCAGGUGCAGUCCUGCCCCAACAAACCUGUUGCUUACUGCCACUCCCACUACGUUGCUUUCCAUGGGCCAGUGGAGGAGAUGGACAUGGGUGAAGAGCAGCCGGAGGAAGGGGAGGAGAACUAGACUCGGAUUCAUGCUUCUGUUUCUGCCUUUUGAAUCCCUGCUGCUUGUCUUGACCAGAUAAUUGUGAUGUGACAUUAUUUGGAGGAUUAUCAAAUAUAUAUAUAUAUAUAUAUAUAUAUAUAUAUAUAUAUAUUCU
Molecule: messenger RNA, 1609 nt
Organism: Polyodon spathula (Mississippi paddlefish)
Lineage: Eukaryota; Metazoa; Chordata; Actinopteri; Acipenseriformes; Polyodontidae
Gene: mss51
Product: putative protein MSS51 homolog, mitochondrial
Exons: 7
Coding region: 148-1473 (441 amino acids)
Source: RefSeq, a predicted model, not a curated record